CGACAAUAACAAUGUCCCUACGCACCGCGGCGCGACUUCUCCAGCGCAACGUGCCUCGUCUGGCCGCGAGGCCAGCGGCCUCAGCAGCGGUGGCAGCGGCUCGUCUGCCUCUGCGCACCGUUACCCGCCCGCUCGGGGCCACACGACACGCCUCGUCGACGCCAAAGGGCGACCCAGGCCUCGACCCGUCCAUUGCCGUGCGCGACCUCACCGACGCAGAGUACGCCGACCGCGCUGACGCCGACAUGGACCUGCUGCACGAGGCGAUCGAGGUGCUGGUCGAGGACUUUGGCGCGGCCAACUGGGAGGUGGAGUACAGUUCCGGCGUCAUGACCGUCACCCUGCCGCCCAUCGGCACGUACGUGAUCAACAAGCAGCCGCCAAACCACCAGAUCUGGGUCAGCUCGCCCGUGUCUGGCCCUCAGCGCUUCAGCUACGGCAAGGACGUCGAGGGGUGGGUGCACCACCGCAAGGCUGGCGUGUCGCUUGGCGCGCUGCUCGACGCCGAGUUCAAGGUCUUGUUGAAGGAGCAGCUCAAUGAGGAGGGGUGGGAGGGCACAGGACUCAAGUAGGAAGACGACACAGCAUGCAGCACCACUUUUUAUCAA
Molecule: messenger RNA, 608 nt
Organism: Vanrija pseudolonga
Lineage: Eukaryota; Fungi; Basidiomycota; Tremellomycetes; Trichosporonales; Trichosporonaceae
Product: Frataxin, mitochondrial
Exons: 3
Coding region: 12-572 (186 amino acids)
Biological process (GO): intracellular iron ion homeostasis; iron incorporation into metallo-sulfur cluster
Cellular component (GO): mitochondrion
Molecular function (GO): ferric iron binding; 2 iron, 2 sulfur cluster binding; ferroxidase activity
Source: RefSeq, a predicted model, not a curated record